Messenger RNA from Prunus avium (sweet cherry), 783 nucleotides. Its product is annotated as glycine-rich protein. NCBI's taxonomy places the organism in Eukaryota, Viridiplantae, Streptophyta, Magnoliopsida, Rosales, Rosaceae. The record is from RefSeq and is a predicted model, not a curated record.
AGCUCAAAAGACGACAAAGAAACACAAACACAGUGACCCAACAGAAACAGAGGAGAGAGACAGAGAAGGAAAUGAUGAUGGGCAGGGGAGGCAGAGAUAGAGAGGAAAGGGAUGAGGAGGAGGGCAAGGGUUUGCUGUGGAAGCUUCCAGUUAUCAAAACCCCGCAACUCGGGAAGGUGGGUCCCGCCUUUGGUGUCGGCGUUGGCUGUGGCUUGGGCUUCGGCGUCGGCCUCCUCGGCGGCUUAGGAUUUGGUCCUGGGAUUCCUGGCUUACAAGUUGGCUUUGGCCUUGGUGCUGGAUGUGGGGUCGGCUUAGGAUUCGGCUACGGCGUCGGCAAGGGCAUUGCUCAUGAUGACCAUCGGAGAUACUCUAAUGUUGGCAAUCUUUUUCAAGGAGCAAAUGUUGGCAUUUCUCGUGCUUCUGGAAAUCUGCCUACUCAGGAUGAUAUUGGUGCACUAGUUGAGGAGCUUGUUGAUAAUACAAAGAAACUUGUGAGAGCUACUACAAGAGAAAUGGACAAGUGGAGAAGAUGAGUUCUCUUUUGUGACUUUAGCUUGCUGAGUUGUUAAUGUAGAUUUGAAUUGAUUAUGAUUUACUGAAUACUGUUAUGUAGCUAAGGUCUAUUAGUACUCUCCUCUGCGUGAAAACGCCGUCUUUCUCGCAUUACUUGUUUAUAAUCUUCUCUACAGACUAUAGUUUCUUGAAAUGAACGCUUAAAAUGAUUAGAUCUCUGUGUUUUGAAAUGUGCAAUAAAAAUGAGAAAGAAAGGUGCGCGUCUAGAAA